Microthlaspi erraticum is the source of this 318-nucleotide messenger RNA. NCBI's taxonomy places the organism in Eukaryota, Viridiplantae, Streptophyta, Magnoliopsida, Brassicales, Brassicaceae. The record is from the annotation of a GenBank genome assembly.
AUGACUUUGUUCCCCACCAAGUUUGAAAAUGGGAAGAUUGAGUACAAGAUAAGGUACAAGGGGAGAUCAAGGCCAUUCUCUAGAGCCAAAGCCUUGGUGACUUCAGAACAAUCCAGGGACCCAACCAAGCUAAAGGAGCUUCUGUCUCAAGUCCUCACUAUCACCCUUGAUGGUGACAAAGGAGCCAGCUCGACCGACAGCUCGAUCGAGCUAGAAACAGGGCAACUCGAUCGAGUUCCACAACUCGACCGAGGUAAGUUUUUGAAUUUCAAAUUCAUAACCGUUUUCUUGGUCAAGGGAGUGGGUCCCACAAGCUGA